Botrytis fragariae is the source of this 1983-nucleotide messenger RNA. RefSeq names its product putative spx domain-containing protein. Lineage: Eukaryota; Fungi; Ascomycota; Leotiomycetes; Helotiales; Sclerotiniaceae. The record is from RefSeq and is a predicted model, not a curated record. The coding region runs from base 1 to 1983 and encodes 660 amino acids. The transcript has 4 exons.
AUGGAUGCACGAUCAACGGAGUCUCCCCAAUCGUAUCGAUCAGGCAUUAAACGUCCUUGGGAAGACGAUACGAAAACACCAACACAACAAACUGGAAGUAGUAGUAGUUGGUAUCGCGGAACAUUACCACCAAUUGAAGCUGGGCCACUUCUACAGUAUCCAGUGUAUGACAAUCCAGGAAACUGGGCGACACCAAACAACCAACAUACUCGGAAUGGCGAAAGUUCGGUCGUGAAAAGGUCGCGUUACGAGGGGGGUGAUUACAAAGGAGUAGCGAGGGUGGAUCUAGACGCACUUGGGAAAAUGCCCCCAUCGCAGGCACGCUAUUCAGAUGGAUAUGGUCGUGAUUAUAGUCAGACGAUCCAGAACGCUUCUACUCUUGUUCAACCUCCCAGAUUGACCUGUAGGCGGCAGACUACAUUUGAUCACGAAGAAGAAUCUUCACCAGAGUGUUGCGAGCAUUGCCAAAAGAACCCUGAACUUGCCCUUGUUACACAAGCUUGCAGCGUUGGGCUUACUCAGCUAGCGGAGACGCUCCGUUCGGGUAUAGAUUCCGAGAAGCGUGGUAUCAAUCCAUUGCGCCUUCUUCCUUCUGGAGAUCCACCUCCAAUGAUUGACUUUGGUCUAAAACAAACACUCCACUGGAUACUUACCAAGAUCAACAAAGUCAACGAGCUUGCCGAUAAAUUCGUCCAGCAGAUCCCUCCAGGGUCUUCAAAAGUCCCUCUCAAAAAGGAUGCUGUUAACAGUGUGACCCCAUAUGAUCCUCUAAUCAUCAUGAAACGACGUAUUGAAGAUGAUCCCCAGAGAACUACGUUGAAUGACAUGGGUACAUCUGAUUCCAGAAUGCACCAAAGACGACGUAGGUCUAUGGCUAAAUCACUCAGCGAAGAACUUCCACCCAUAAGAACUCAGUCUCCCAACUACACCCAUCUGUCAACCGACAAUACGAGCCGGAGGCUUUCGAGUAUGAAUCCUCCUUCAGCCCCAGCUCGACAAUUACCAUCUCCACCAGGACGAGCUUUUCCGUCGCCAUCUCCGACCUCGGUCAGCUUCUCAUCUCCUUCAGGGUCGACAUCAUACACGGGUCUGUCUGGUGGCCCGUCUCAAUCAUCAAACUCCCACACUUCUAACCAUAUCCUACCUCCCAUUACAAACGCGCAAUCAUCGGAUAGCGCAUUGCAAGUCCACACAGCAGCGCUUCAACAUGAGGUUUCUAUCCAAAAAAUCGCAUUAUCAUCGUUGCAGAGUGAACACGAUAAGCUCCUUGCUGCUUUCUCGCGGUCUCAAAGUCGAGCGAGCGCCCUCGAGAAGAAGCACGAGGUUUCCGACAUCGAAAUUUUUAGCCUUACUGAAGAGAAAACGCGAUUACAUGCCCAAGUUCUUGAAUUGGAGGCAGAAGUCGAGGAUCUUGCGAAAAGUAGGGACACCUACCGACAAGCAGCGGUACAAGAAGGGGCACAGUACGUUGAGAUUGUGAAGAUGGCUAGUCAACUAGAAGAAAAGACUGGGGAAGAGAAAAAGAACUGGAAUAAGUUGAGACUUGAGAUGGAGCAAAGAAUUGAACAAUUGACUGCUGGGAUGAAGAUUCAUACCGAAGAUUUUGGCGCAACCUCACUCAUACCGGAAUGCAUUGAGAAAAAUGCGCCUUCGUCCAGUGAGUACAAUGAUGAAGGAUCAACCGCCAUGGCAUCGACAAAACCUACUAGUGACAAACAACUUCGUGCAAAGGAUGACCAAGCCAAUCUUCUCAAAGCGGAAAUCGAGCGCUUGCAAAAGCGUUGUGAAGAGGUGGAAGCCGCAUUGAAAGCUGUCAGGCAGGAAAGUCGAUCAAUGGAAAGCAUUAUGGAAGCGUUGAGUAGAGCUGGAAAGGGUAUUUUGCAAAAGGUUGAAAGCGUGUCUCUGAGCUCCGAGACAUCCUCGGAACCACAAUUAGAUUCACGACCCAAGCAAGAAAUCGAUCGGCUACUACUUGAAGAAUAA